AUGGCGCCAACAGUGACAUACAAUGGAGUCGAAGCAUCCGAAGGAGGAACCAUAUUCAAGGACUGCAAGUUUUGGAUAGCACAACGAGUUCCCCAAAGAUCGCGAUGGAUAGACCUGAUCAGACAAAAUGGCGGAACCGUAGUGCCCCUGGAAAAGCAAGCCGAUAUGCUCAUCGCGGAUUAUGUAAGAAAGGAUGUUCCGCCCGGAUCAUAUUCUUGGCAGUUCAUUGAGGACUCUAUCAACAAUGGCAUCAUUCAACUCAAGGAUCGGUACCUCAUAGGACGACACCCUGACGAGCUAAGGCCCGUGGGCAGUGGCCAGCUCUCAAGGUCAACCCGAACAAAAUUCAGUGCUGAGGACGACGCGAAUAUCGCCAAGUGGGCACUGGAACAUCCAACUGAGCAAAAGGGAAACAGGAUAUGGCAGGAAUACGAGCGCAUCAAUCCUAGGCAUACUGCACAGUCAUGGCGGGAUCGAUAUGUCAAGAAGUUGCUUUUACUGGGCCGAGGCGAUUUGGAGAGAUUGGCAGCCCAGGCAAAAGAUGAAGCAAGGCCGAUUGAGAACACUGCUGCUCAGCCAGAAGAGCAACGUCCUGCAGUCAGAAAAACGACACAGAAGGCUACCAUGCAGCAACCACCUACGGAACAAAUCGCCAAUCCCACAAAGCCUAGCCCUUUGAACAAGGCACCGCAGCGUAAACGCCCAGUAUUGCCAUCACAAACUGUCGGGGAAGAUCUUCAGUCUCAGCCUCGCGGCCCAGCUACACUCGAAGACACAAACGACAGCGGGAAACAAACUUUCUAUAAUGAUUUGAGCGAGUACAUCAAUGUCACGAACGCAGACAUCAAGAUACACCACACCAUCAGUGGGAGGACUAUCGAGUUAUGGGAUCUUGCGAGGGCUACUGAAUCUUUAAAUUCAGAAAGCCAGCUGCUAGAUUGGUACAGGGUUGCCGAAGAUCUAGGCUUCGAUGACCCAGGUGAUGAUACCGUCGGCGAGCUGGUCUCAUGUUAUGCUCAGAACCUAAGACAAUUCCUCGAAAUGGUGCAGGGGUUUGACGACAAGGAAGAGGCUUUUGAACCUCAAGACGCAGUUCACGACACGGAACCCAGCCACGAUAUAAACUUCGAAGAUGGCCAAGACAGCGGUUUGCCGCAAAGCUAUGUGCCGUCUUCGCCCCCUGUCGAUGCUGUUAAAGAUCUAAAGCGAUCUGCGAAUCGUCACCCAUUAUCUUCGUCUGGCCACUUGAAUAAGAGAAGGCGCUAUCACAAAGAUAUGGAGAUACCAUCAACACCCGAGCCCCAACUGGUUCCCGAGCUGCCUCGUACCCAUGAACCAUCUCUAGGUGCUCUUGAGAGCUCGCAGUGGCCAGAUUAUGUCGGUGAAAGCGAGGCCUCGCAGCAUCUUCCACCUCUUCCGAUACAGUACGAAUCCCAAGAUCUCGGGACACGUACAAUUCCAAGGCAAGACCUUCGACAUCAAUCAGUUGACCUCGCUCCAAUCCCGACCCGCGAGAUCAUGGAUUCCACACCGAUACCGCUUCAUUUAAACAGACCACGUCAAGAGAUAUUGCCUGCCAGUAGGAGGAAAGAACUACAUAUCGAAGCAUCAAGAAGACCCCGUGAUAGCAGCUUUGAGGAUCAGACUGCCCCUAAGCGAGCGGUCUCCUCGACAAAGCCAAAUCCAACAACCAUCGCUAAACGUGCUGUUCGUCGUUCUCUUCCCGCCUCAUUUAACUCUGGUCGGAACUCAACUCCACAGCGCAGCCAUCCUCAAGAAUCCGACAAAUCCAACACUCGCGAGAUCCAGAAAUGGACCUCACACUAUGAAUCAAUGGGAUUCUCGCGCCAGAUUGUUGUGGAAGCUCUGAAACGGACAACCCUCACACCAGGAAACCUAGCCCUUACCGCCAUGCAGCAUUUGAAAGAUGGUCGUGGGAUACCCACCCGUUACGAAGGAAUCUGGACAGACCGCGACGAUGCAGACCUGCAGUUUGUAUCAAGUAUAGACUUCGACAACCCUCCUACUAGCGAGAGUGAAGAGCGCCAGCAGGAACGCGCCCAGAAAGCUCACAAUCGCCUUAUUAAAAAGCACGGCUUCGAAAGGUUCAAGUUAAGGAAGGUCUUUCUUGAUGCCCAGACAACAGAGGGCGGAUAUGGUAUGGAAGCUUAG
Fusarium sp. VM40 is the source of this 2172-nucleotide messenger RNA. Lineage: Eukaryota; Fungi; Ascomycota; Sordariomycetes; Hypocreales; Nectriaceae. The record is from the annotation of a GenBank genome assembly.